AGUAGAGUGUGUAUAUGGGUAAAACUGUCUUUAUGUAAUACACUACAUAUUUCUAGCAUACCAAAUGCCUUACGGAAAAAUCGAUAUUCGACACAACUGGCAUUAGCAUCAGAUAUUUGAUUAACAGAAGUUUCUUACUAAAGGAGGUUAACUUUCUAAAUCUAGUUUCAUAAGACGAAAUGAAAAGUUAUCUUAGCAAAGGGAAUUUGUUGCGGUUCUUUAUAGUAAACGCGGUUGUUAGUUUUUUAUUUUAUGCGGUUUGGCCAGAAGAAACAGACCGUUUAUUCAGAUUCAGUGAAGACCAGUUACAACAAGCACAUGGGGCAUCUGUUGCAAAUGCGCAGAUUGGCAUGUUUGAUGAGGUAUCAGGGAGAAACGCUGAACGAUUGAAUAUAAUUCGUGAACAGUGCAGUUUGUUGGGAAAACCAAGACAAGAAGAGACAUCAAAACUUAAAUUAAGGACAUUGUGUAACCCCAGUCAUUCCGUAAUUUAUUGCAGAGUAAAUAAAGCAGCGUCAACUUUCAUUAUAGAUACUUUAGCUUACGUUUUGAACUGUUCAGCUGAUUGUUUACGCAAUUCUUCUUUAGAACUGUACAGUCUCCCGGAAAAAUACGUGAAAGACAUACUUCAAAAGACAGCUUAUUCUUUUAUGUUUGUAAGGGAGCCGUAUGGGCGAUUAUUUGCAACUUACUGUAAUAAGUUUUAUUUUCCAAAAGGCUUCUGGACGCCGGUAGGAUUACGCAUAGUUAAACGGUUUAGAGAGAACCCAUCCAAUGAUAGUCUACAAUAUGGACAUGACGUAACAUUUACCGAAUUGAUACGUUACACUGUUGAAGAGUUCGAAGCCGGUAAAUCUAUGGACGAUCAUAUUACGCCCAUGCAUGUAAGAUGUGAUCCCUGUGAACACCGUUAUAAUUUCAUUGGUAAAUUAGAGACCAUAAAGUCCGAUUUAGAGUUUCUAGCGAAUGAAUGGCAAUUAAAGAAAAUUUCAAAGAGAAUUCCGGAGAAAAUCAGUGAAAAGAACAACAGUAAAACAUUCCGACCAAUGGAGUAUUUUCAGGCCCUUCUACAGAGGUUAAAACUUGAACAGUCCAGUAUUAAUACAAAUGACCUCUAUAAAAGAGCAUGGCGUUAUUAUCAGAUAACUGGAAAAAUAUAUAAACAUAUCAAUAUGCCAUGUCCCCCAACAUAUCUCAACGAAAGUAAUUUUAAAGAUUUUUUUAAAGAAAUGAAACUUGCAGUUUUCGCUUCAAACGUUAGUGCUACUGAACUGAAAGCUCAAAAAGAGGAAGCAAUGUUAGAGGCAUAUUCAAAAGUUCCACUGAAAUAUUUAUACAGACUGAGAAAAGUUGUUUUGAAAGAUUGUCUUUUCUUCGGAUACGAUGACCGGCCAAAGUGGUUGUUCAACAGGACGUCAAGUAAAGUUAACAAAAGUAGUUUUAACUAUUUCUCCUAAGUUUUAGUCACACUAGCAUAACGGUUGUCUUCUCUUUUUAGAGAAAAACAUAAACAAAACAACAACAACAACAACAACAAAAAAGACUGCAAAGAUAAAUGGAUGUGUUUCGAUGUUUUUGUCAAACUUCUAUAAUUGACAGAGAAUGACAAAGAAUUAUUCACUCAAAAUGAGGUGUAGAAGGCAGUGAGAUGUAAAAAGAUUAUUUGAGUUUAUUCUGUAGUAAACAAAUAUGACAGGAAAAAUAACUCUUAGUAGUUCUUUUCUCAUAAUUUCCUGUAAGUUUUAAGAUAAUUCUUAAAAAUGAUGUAAGAACGUCUUAGCCGAAUUCGAAAAGUUUAAAAAGUCUCUAAAUUUACAUGUACUAAGUCAUGUUUUCAUUAAAAUUGAAUUUCCGA
Mercenaria mercenaria is the source of this 1855-nucleotide messenger RNA. RefSeq names its product carbohydrate sulfotransferase 11-like. The coding region runs from base 180 to 1457 and encodes 425 amino acids. The transcript has 3 exons. Gene Ontology annotation, molecular function: sulfotransferase activity. Gene Ontology annotation, biological process: carbohydrate biosynthetic process. Gene Ontology annotation, cellular component: membrane. NCBI's taxonomy places the organism in Eukaryota, Metazoa, Mollusca, Bivalvia, Venerida, Veneridae. The record is from RefSeq and is a predicted model, not a curated record.